Molecule: messenger RNA, 1185 nt
Organism: Engraulis encrasicolus (European anchovy)
Lineage: Eukaryota; Metazoa; Chordata; Actinopteri; Clupeiformes; Engraulidae
Product: transcription factor btd-like
Exons: 5
Coding region: 1-1185 (394 amino acids)
Source: RefSeq, a predicted model, not a curated record
AUGGCAGAGUCUUACUACGUCAAGGAGGCUGACGAUGAUGAGCCCAACAAGCUGAAGGACCAGCACCAGCAGCGGGAGCAGCCACAGCCACCAAAGCAGCAGCAGCAGCCGCUACACCAGCAGGCACCGCAGGCACCGAAGCAGCAGCAGCUGAAGCAGCCGCUACACCAGCAGGCACCGCAGGCACCAAAGCAGCAGCAGCUGAAGCAGCAGCAGGCACCGCAGGCACCAAAGCAGCAGCAGCAGCCGCUACACCAGCAGGUACCGCAGGCACCAAAGCAGCAGCAGCUGAAGCAGCCGCAGCCACUACGCCAGCAGGCACCGCAGCAGCUGAAGCAGCAGCAGCAGGUACCGAAGCAGCAGCAGCCGCUAUGCCAGCAGGUACUGCAGGCACCAAAGCAGCAGCAGCAUGCACAGCAGCAGCCGAAGCAACCGCAGUCAAACCAGCCGCUACGCCAGCUGAGGCAGCACCAGCCGAAGCAGAAGCAGCCACAGCAGCCUCAGCCUCAGCAGCAGCAGCAGUGGCUGCAGGAGUUGCCAGUGGUACCAGUGGCAGCAGCAGCAGUCCUCCAAGCUAAGCCAGCUGAAGCAGCAGCCAAAGCAGCAGCAGCAGCAGCCACUACAGCAGCCAAAGCAGCAUCAGCAGCCAAACCAGCUGAAGCAGGAACAGCCACAGCAGCCGCUAUGCCAGCCUCAGCAGCAGCAGCAGCCACUACACCAGCCUCAGUGGCUGCAGGAGUGGCAGCAGCAGUGGCACCAGCAUUGGCAGCGCCAGUGGUACCAGUGGCAGCCAAAACAGCAGCAGACACAACAGUCACAGCAGCCGAAGCAGCAGCAGCAGCCGCUACGCCAGCAGCCUCUUCGCCAGCAGCCUCUACGCCAGCAGCCUCUACGCCAGCAGCCUCUACGCCAGCAGCCUCUACGCCAGCAGGCACCGCAGCAGCCUCAGCAGCAGCGUCAGUGGCAGCAGCAGCAGCAGUGGCACCAGCAUUGGCAGCACCAGUGCAGCAGCAGCAGCCCUCCAGGCCGGAGGAGCCUUGCAGAGCCCAUGGCAUCGCCAACCCCAGAGGCAGCGGCAGCAGGAGACCCUACAGCCUGAGUCCCGUCCUAAGAGCGGCCGCCCAGGCCGCAAAGAGCUGCCACGUCAACGGCAGCGUAGCCCCAAGGAGGAUCCUGAGGCAGUGA